This is a messenger RNA of Corythoichthys intestinalis (scribbled pipefish), 892 nucleotides long. Its product is annotated as mitochondrial import receptor subunit TOM70-like. Gene Ontology annotation, molecular function: transmembrane protein transporter activity; protein binding. NCBI's taxonomy places the organism in Eukaryota, Metazoa, Chordata, Actinopteri, Syngnathiformes, Syngnathidae. Gene Ontology annotation, biological process: protein insertion into mitochondrial inner membrane; protein import into mitochondrial matrix. Bases 496 to 876 code for a protein of 126 amino acids. The transcript has 3 exons. The record is from RefSeq and is a predicted model, not a curated record. Gene Ontology annotation, cellular component: mitochondrial outer membrane.
UUCGCCGUUAGUUGACUGCGGUCAAGCCAGCCUCCACUCGUAGUAGUUCGUUCGCUGCGUGCGUGUUUGUGUAUCAGAGACAGUCGGACAUCCGGAAUAAAUGACGUCACCAGUAACAACAACGCCUCCAAACAAUUGAAAUGGGGCAAAAGACGAGUCACAAGCAGCUGCUCUGUCGUGCAUUGUAAUACAAACGCGUUGAACUUUCGUCUUAUUUGCGGUCUUUUUCCCCGUCAGAAUGACUAAUAGUUGCUGUGUUGCGGGUUGUCAAACAAGGAAGAGUUCGGAGCCGCGUUUGAAGUUCUUCAUUCUUCCUCGUGAGAAGAAAAGGAGAAACAAAUGGCUGAAAGCAAUUAAUCGAGGAACAGUAAAAGAAGACUGUACCGUGGACUAUGCUCGCCUGUUGGAACCGAAAUCCAAGCACAUUUACGUUUGCAGCCGACAUUUUAUUACUGUCACCACCUGAGUUCGGGCUACCUGAAAGCCAAGCAAUACAUGGAUGAGGAGGGCUACGACAAAAUUAUCAGCGAAUGCACUAAGGAGGUGGACUCGGAGGGCCGCUACAUGGCUGAGGCGCUGCUCCUGCGCGCCACCUUUCACCUGUUGACUCGCAACGAAGUGGACGCUGGUGUCGACUUGGACCGCAUCCUCAAUAUGCAGGAAGCCAACGUCAAGCUGCGUGCCAACGCUCUCAUCAAGCGUGGGAGCCUAUACAACCAGACUCACGAACGCUUGCUUUCCAGAAAGCACUUCAACAUGGCAGCAGAGAUCGACGCAUGCAAUCCCGAUGUGUACCAUCACAGGGGGCAGGUAGGAGUUACCAUAGGGUGUCCAUAUUUUGAUUUCCAAAAAAGAGGACACUCGGCCCAGCCUUGAGAUACUUGAAUUUUAC